CAGCAUGUACACGAGAAGGUUAUCGCAGAACUUCGUCGCGUCCCCAUAUAACCUCAAACAUGUUCCGGAAAACUUGGGUAGGCUGCCGUUCCUGGCGUACAGGGGCGCCGGCACCCUCCCCGACCCGAUAUCCGGCGACCUGAGCGGCAAAAUCAAACGAUUCCUGCGGCACCGCAAAUUCCUCAUGGCGAUAUACAAGUUCUCCCACUCGUAUCCCGAGAAGGCCCUCAAACUGUGGAUCAGACAGUUGGAGUGUGUGUUCGCGCAGCGCGUCCGCCGCGGCCAGCAGAUGAUCUGCAUGUACUCGAAAUGGUGGGAGGAGAAGGCUUUCAAGGAAUUUUUGAGGAAGCUCAGGGUUACCAUCAAUCGCAACGGCAAGGAAUUAUUGUUGGGGGCAGUAGGAGUGUCAGCUUACAAUUGGGAAGAGAACCGAAUCAGGGACGCGGAAUUCACAGAGCACCUCUCGGAUUUGGAUUACAUUUAUAAUCUGAAGGAGCAAACCAUGUGUCUUCCGUGCGAGGAGGGCCACAAAUCUAGUCGGAACGUAACUCUGUGCAGGUGCGGUACCGGUGGGGUAACUACCAAGUCGUACGACGACUGGACGCCUUUUAUUGAGAAGGACGACCUAAUAGUGUGGAGGAGACUACGAGGUGACUCCCUCUACGAGUACAAAGUGUAUGGUUCUUACUAUGACGUCACUGCCGAAGACUUUUUGUACGUCCAAGUGGACUCGGAUUAUAGGAAGGAAUGGGACGCUACCGCAGUACAGUUGGAAAUAGGGGAAAGGGACGUCGAAUCGAACAGCGACAUACUUUAUUGGGAGAUGCUGUGGCCACGGCUGUUCGUGAACAGGGACUACGUGUUCAAUCGGCGUUACAAAAUAGAACCCGAAACGAACACGAUAGUGAUAAUAAACAAAACGACGGAGUACCCGUCGUUCCCCAAGUACCCGGAUAAGUACCGGGUCGAGGAUUAUUGGUCGUAUAUGGUGAUCAAGCCGUACGCGGACAUGAAAAAACCGGGCAUCGAAUUCAGCCUGACCUAUUUCGAUAACCCCGGGGUUAACAUCCCUGCGGCGGUCACCACGUGGGUCGCCAAGAGCGCGAUGCCCGACUUUCUCGUCAAACUGCGGGAAGCUAGCAAGAACUACAAGUCGUACUGUCUGAGGAAGGGUACUAGUAGAGCUUGCGACGCGUACCGCCUCGAAGAGAAACGUAAAAAAGAAGAAGAACAACGGAACAAGCUAGAAUAUUGCUCCAACUACAGGGUACAAGGCGAAAAGGCGGCGGAAGCGCUCCGGAGAUGGGCGGAGGAACACCUUUUCAAGGCCACAGCUGGGAACUCGGAAGCGACGGUGGCGCCGCCCGAUGGCCAAACGGCGCAGCCCGCGAAAGUACAAACCGAAUCGCACUUUUGGAAGUAUUUGCAUCCUUUGUAUUAUUUUACGUAACGUUGUUUAUACAUAUAUAAGACUAUGGGAUAGACGUACUAGCAAAAACAAGACUGUACUCACAAUUUUGAUUAAAGUUUUAUAAAAAUCGUAACCCAUGUUUGAAUUUACUAGG
Messenger RNA from Cylas formicarius (sweet potato weevil), 1565 nucleotides. Its product is annotated as stAR-related lipid transfer protein 7, mitochondrial. The transcript is spliced from 4 exons. Gene Ontology annotation, molecular function: lipid binding. Bases 5 to 1450 code for a protein of 481 amino acids. Lineage: Eukaryota; Metazoa; Arthropoda; Insecta; Coleoptera; Brentidae. The record is from RefSeq and is a predicted model, not a curated record.